Molecule: messenger RNA, 2148 nt
Organism: Alnus glutinosa
Lineage: Eukaryota; Viridiplantae; Streptophyta; Magnoliopsida; Fagales; Betulaceae
Exons: 2
Coding region: 293-862 (189 amino acids)
Biological process (GO): NLS-bearing protein import into nucleus
Cellular component (GO): nucleus
Molecular function (GO): nuclear import signal receptor activity; protein binding
Source: RefSeq, a predicted model, not a curated record
CCACGCUGCUGUUUUGUCUCCCCCUCCCACGUUCCUCCUUCGCCCACCACCAACAACUUUCCCACCGAACACACCGGCAACGCCCACCCACGACACCAGCUCGAAAUCCAGCAACACCCAUCGAACGCCACCCGCGCACCACCACCCUCAUCGGCACAGGCCACGCCCACAGUCCAAAAAUCGACCAGCCGAACGUCACCCACGGCACCAGCUCAGAGUCUCACUGACAUUACGUCGUGUACCGGUAAGAAGAAGAUGCAAAACAUGUAUCAAGAAGGGAGCCGCAUGGGCUAUGUCUUCUGGAGGAUCUCAUGGGCAGAUACAAUUCCUGGUGAAGCAAGGUUCGGUUAAGCCGCUGUGUGACCUUCUUAUUUGUGCAGAUCCAAGGAUCGUGGCAGUGUGCCUUGAAGGGCUUGAGAGCAUUCCGAAGGUGGAAGGUAUUCUUGCAGUGCUCGAUCAGGAGAAGGAAGAGAUUACAGAAUGGUGUUUGAAGGGACCAAUGAAUGAAGCUUUCACUCUGAGUGAUAUUUCACAUCCUUCACAUUUCCUCUUCUUCCUCAUCUUCUCUAUCUCUCUCUAUCUUUUUCUUGAAACCCCAACUUUCUUCUUCAAGACUGUGAAAGAGAAAACCGAGAAUGGAUUUUUAGAGUGUUAUAUGUGUUGUACUAUGCGACCACCACUUUGGGCUAGGAAAGCGGCUAUUGAGCAGGACAAGCUAUUAAAGGGAGGUUCAGAUGAAAUCCUAAGUUUGGAAGGUAUUGGUUCUAGUGGUUUUGUCCAUGUCAAUAUAACAACAACAGUAUUCUUCGUUGUGAUUGCUUCAUGUUCCCUGGCUAUGCUUUACAAUCAGAUGAAAUCCUAAGUUUGGAAGGUAUUGGUUCUAGUGGUUUUGUCCAUGUCAAUAUAACAACAACAGUAUUCUUCGUUGUGAUUGCUUCAUGUUCCCUGGCUAUGCUUUACAAACUUCUGUCGACAUGGUUUAUUAAGCUUUGUGAUAGCUUUGUUAUCACAUUGCAGACCACACACCCAAGUGGAGCAGCCUGUGAUAUCUUUAGCUCUUCAACCAGUUUCCAAAGAUUCAGGAGGACAGUUUUCGAAGGCUUUGACUCGUUUCCAGAGAGAAGUUCCUACUAUCCGAAUUGGGUUGGAUGCUGAGAGUGACCAAACAAUAAAUUCUGGGUUAGGAGAGCUGCAUUUGGACAUAUAUGUUGAGUGGAUUAGGAGAGAGUACAAGGUUGAUGCAACUGUACAGACAAAUGAGAUGGGUGGAAAAGAUGGUCAAUUUGGUAAGAAGUUUGGAAGAGUUUCCGUUCUUGCGGGUUACCUUCGAAUGGAGCUGUGUAUGUUCAACCAUGUUCUUAAAAAUACAAGAAGAAUCACGCGAGAACCACAUCACGUGACAACGGAGCAGCUUGGGCAGGUGAGUGAGAACAGCACUGGAAAAAAGGUCUGGGAAGCUGUACAGAUUGAACACGUGUUGAGAAGAGCAGCUUGGGCAGGUGAGUGAGAACAGCACUGGAAAAAAGGUCUGGGAAGCUGUACAGAUUGAACACGUGUUGAGAAGAGCAGCUUGGGCAGGUAAGUGAGAACAGCACUGGAAAAAAGGUCUGGGAAGCUGUACAGAUUGAACACGUGUUGAGAAGAGCAGCUUGGGCAGGUGAGUGAGAACAGCACUGGAAAAAAGGUCUGGGAAGCUGUACAGAUUGAACACGUGUUGAGAAGAGCAGCUUGGGCAGGUAAGUGAGAACAGCACUGGAAAAAAGGUCUGGGAAGCUGUACAGAUUGAACACGUGUUGAGAAGAAGAAGUAAGGUUGCUUAUUUCAUGUUUACUGCAGUGGGUCACGUGUCCUGUUGGUCUGAUUUGGGUUACAUGUGUGUCCCUAUCACCUUGAAUAUGUCAAAAGCUUAUUUGUCCUUUAUUAGGGGUGAUUUUGGAGGCUACCUAAGAUGUACAAUAGCAUCCUUUAUUAUGGGCAAGAAGAAAUCGUGGGAAAAGGAAUGCUUUCAGAAAAAUGUUGUCUCCUGUGAAAAUAAUGAUGCUGAACAAGGGACAUUACAUGUCUUUGGGCCUGACAUGUCUACAAAAUCUGCUGGGUUUCCUCUCAUCUUUAAGAAAUUAAAGGGUCUUGUGCUAGUUUUAUUACGAG